UUUUUGGCACCACCGGUCUACCGUACUUAGACAAUCGCUGGUAGCAAACCAACGGACUCAGUCGACAGUCCUCUCGCAAACAGGUGAAAGUACUCGUUAGCAACUUUUCUUUUAGUAUCAUUUUCGCAAUGGCAUCGUCUGCAAUGAUCACCGUCCCCACCACAGCUUCCCGCUUCGCCCUUCUUCAGAUAGACUCGGAUUCAGACUCCGACAACUCUGAACCGGGAAAGACCACCACCAAAAGCGGACGGGACUCCUCCGGGAAGCCCCGACAAGGCAAGGCAGGAGCAGCCGGGGGGAAAGCGGCUCAGGGCAAUGACAAGAAGAAAGACAAGAAAAAGAAGAAGAAAGAGCAGCAACAGAGCGAGGCAAAUGAGUUACGUAAUCUAGCCUUCAGGAAGAUUCCCCAGAAGUCGUGUGCCCCACCACCCUGUAUGGCACUGUCAGAUAUAGCCAGUGAACUUCUCAGCCCUGCAUCAGAGGACCACAGUAUACCAUCAGAGGGAUGGCAGCAGUGGAAACAGAGGGAUGAACAGAUAACCACUGAAUUAUAUGAGGCAGACCUGGAAAAGGCCUUGAUUCUAAGUAAGCUGGAGUAUGAACAGCAUAAACAGCAGAACCACACAAACACAUCCUCACCAAAGUCACGAGGAGGAAAAGAGAGUGGUGGGAAGAAGGACAGAAAGAAGAAUCAGCAGGCAAAAGACAAAAAGACAGUUUCACUGCAGGAUUUCCAGGCUGAAGGCAGUGUAGAACAUUUAAGUAGAAAACAAGAUAAAGAGGACACCAGAGCAGCUAACCCAGCACUAGGAAUCGGGCAGGAGGAGCGUUUUUUUAAUAAGCUGGAAGAUGAUGUCAGUCGGAUUAUCCAACAGGAAAAACGACGUGAGCAGUACAGCAACAGCCAGGGACAAGAAGUUAACACAUCCACAGAACAUGAACCGGACCCCCGAGCAGAGCAGCUGAAGUAUGAACUGGAGAAGAAAGACCAGGAGAUUGAUCAGCUAAAGAAGACCAUCUCUCAGUGGGAGAUGAAAUACAGAGAGGUAAAAGCAAGAAAUUCCCAGCUGCUUAAGAUGCUUCAACAGGGAGAAAUGAAAGAUAAAGCAGAAAUCCUUCUACAGGUAGAAGAGCUACUGCAUAUCAAAGAAGAACUGUCAUCACAGGUAACAUUAUUACAUGCUGCUCUUGAACAAGAAAGAUCUAAAGUCAAAGGUCUGCAGUCAGAACAGCCAAAACAUCAGGGAAACAAGAAAGGAAAGAAAAGCUCGGAGAUGGAACUAUGAAUUUUCCAAAAGUACCUGAAUACUGAAAUGAAAUAAAUAAAUGAACAAAAGAAGUAAUACACUACUGAUCAUAAUCAUGGAUCUCUUUCCUUACUAUUACAAUUUAGU
Molecule: messenger RNA, 1394 nt
Organism: Monopterus albus (swamp eel)
Lineage: Eukaryota; Metazoa; Chordata; Actinopteri; Synbranchiformes; Synbranchidae
Gene: gkap1
Product: G kinase anchoring protein 1
Exons: 12
Coding region: 129-1286 (385 amino acids)
Biological process (GO): signal transduction
Cellular component (GO): Golgi apparatus
Source: RefSeq, a predicted model, not a curated record